Molecule: messenger RNA, 234 nt
Organism: Clunio marinus
Lineage: Eukaryota; Metazoa; Arthropoda; Insecta; Diptera; Chironomidae
Source: the annotation of a GenBank genome assembly
AUGACUUCUGUAACAUCGAAGACUUGGAUAAUCUUGAAUUCAUUCUAUACAAGAGCAUUCGAAUUCUUUGAUAAGAUCAGUCGAAUAAAUAACAAAUUAGAAUUGAUUCUGAAAUUUAUUUCGAGACUUAAAACACUUUUCAGGUACACAAUUUCUGUCGGCUUUGGAACAAUGGACACACAAAAGUUCCUUCUUUGUGAUUCUGACAUUUCGUUUUUGGUGCAAUUUACCUGA